Messenger RNA from Alexandromys fortis (reed vole), 3223 nucleotides. Its product is annotated as protein Wiz-like. Gene Ontology annotation, cellular component: nucleus. Gene Ontology annotation, biological process: regulation of transcription by RNA polymerase II. The record is from RefSeq and is a predicted model, not a curated record. Gene Ontology annotation, molecular function: RNA polymerase II cis-regulatory region sequence-specific DNA binding; DNA-binding transcription factor activity, RNA polymerase II-specific. Lineage: Eukaryota; Metazoa; Chordata; Mammalia; Rodentia; Cricetidae.
AUGGCCGCCUCCACCGCCCAGUGUCGAGUGGCAAAAGCUGAGAGCAAGGCGGCGGCGGGGCCGCGCGCGGGGGGUGCCCGGGAGCGCGCGACCACGGGGGUGCCCUCGCCAAGUCCCCCGAGUCCAGGCCCGGUGGUUCUCCCGGCGCCGCCGCCUUCGCAGGACGGGCCCAAGGCCGAGCCAGAGCAGGGUCCCGGGCCCGUGCCCGCGCCGGGCCUUUGUUCUGAGGAAAACACAAUGGUGGCCAUGGACUUGGGGUCUCCCUUACUCUCAAAGAAGAGCUUGCCUGUCUCUGGGACCCUGGAGCCGAUGGCCAGUCGGCUGAGCAGCAAAGUGGCUGCAGAGGUUCCUCAUGGCAGCAAACAGGAGCUGCCAGACCUCAAGGCCCAGAGCCUGACCACCUGUGAGGUCUGCGGUGCCUGCUUUGAGACACCAAGGGGCCUGUCCAACCACGCGCGCUCCCACCUCCGCCAGAUGGGUGUGACUGAGUGGUCUGUGAACGGGUCACCCAUUGACACACUGCGGGAGAUCCUGAAGAGACGGACCCAAUCCAGGCCAGGUGGACACCUCCACCCACCAGGGCCUAGCCCCAAAGCCCUAGCCAAGGUGGUGGGUAGCGGAGGUCCUGGCAGCUCACUAGAAGCCCGCAGUCCCUCGGAUCGUCACAUUUCACCCCUGGCCAAGAAGUCGCCACCGCCACCGGGCAGUCCCCUGGGCCACUCACCAACUGCUUCUCCUCCUCCCACGGCCCGGAAGAUGUUCUCAGGCCUUGCUACUCCUUCCUUGCCCAAGAAACUGAAACCUGAACAAAUGAGAGUAGAGAUCAAGCGGGAGAUGUUGCCCGGGGCCCUGCAUGGGGAGCCACACCCUUCUGAGGGUCCCUGGGGCACGCCUCGAGAAGAUAUGGCACCUUUGAACCUAUCAUCCAGGGCAGAGCCAGUACGUGACAUCCGUUGCGAGUUCUGUGGUGAGUUCUUCAAGAACCGCAAGGGCCUUUCCAGCCACGCUCGCUCCCACCUGCGCCAGAUGGGUGUGACUAAGUGGUCUGUCAAUGGCUCACCUAUUGACACACUUCAAAAGAUCCUGAAGAAGAAGUCCAAGCUGCGCCUCAUCAUGAAAGAGCCUCCAGCUGGAGACCUGGCUCCUGCUCUGGCUGAGGAUGGUUCCCCGACAGCAGCUCCAGGGGCUAUGCAUUCCCCACUGCCUCUGUCACACCUGGCUAGCCGGCCUGGAAAACCAGGAGCUGGGCCGGCCCAGGUUCCCCGGGAGCUCAGCCUGUCGCCCAUCACCGGGGCUAAGCCUUCUACCACCAGCUACCUGGGCCCAGUGGCUACCAAACGGCCCCUACAGGAGGAUCGCGUCCUCCCAGCAGAGGUCAAGGCCAAGACCUACAUCCAGACUGAACUGCCCUUCAAGGCAAAGACUCUCCCUGAGAAGACCUCCCACUCCUCCACCGAGGCCUGCUGUGAGCUCUGCGGCCUUUACUUUGAAAACCGAAAAGCCCUAGCCAGCCAUGAGAGGGCACACCUUCAGCAGUCCGGUGUGACAAAGUGGUGUGUCAACGGCUCUCCCAUUGAGACGCUGAGUGAGUGGAUCAAACACCGGCCCCAGAAAGUGGGUGCCUACCAAAGCUGCAUCCAGAGUGGCCGCCCCUUUACCAAGAAGUUCCGCAGUGCUGGCCAUGACGGUGACAAACGGCCACCCCUGGGGCUGACAUCUAGGGGCCUGUCCCGGGUUGGCCGAAGUGCUGGGGGGGAACCUGAGGCUGGCAGGGCAGCUGACAGUGGUGAACGGCCUCUGGCAACCAGACCACCCGGGACCGUGAAGUCAGAGGAGCACCAACGGCAAAAUAUCAACAAAUUUGAACGCAGACAAGACGGCCCACCAGAUGCCUCUGCAGCUCGGGGUGGUGAGGAUGCCAAUGACCUGCAACAGAAGCUGGAAGAGGUGCGGCAACCCCCACUCCGGGUCCGGCCAGUACCCUCCCUGGUGCCUCGCCCCCCCCAGACAUCACUGGUCAAGUUUGUGGGCAACAUCUAUACCCUCAAGUGCAGGUUCUGUGAAGUGGAAUUCCAGGGCCCACUCUCCAUCCAGGAAGAGUGGGUGCGGCAUUUACAGCGGCACAUCCUGGAGAUGAACGUCUCCAAAGCAGACCCUUUGCCUGAGGAGCCCCAGGCCCCACCACAGACAGCAGCUGUAGAGGCGCCCUAACAUAACAUGCAUUCCAGAUCCCCUCUUGUGCCACCUGUCACCUCCUGUUUCUCCUCUGUGUCCUUUCCCAUUUCCCUCUUUCUUUUCUGUUUCCAAAGGAGCAAGCCAAAACCUCAAACCGGCGCCCUUUGGGGGCCGGGCACACUACGUCCUGGGCGCCGGGAGCCAGCUAGCCACCUUCCCCCAGCCUGAGGACUCUGGGGCCACAAGGGUACUCUCUUUGAGCCUACCUGGGUUGGUCCAGCAGGGGCAGUAGCCAGGCCUUUGGUGGUGGCCAAUCUGGUUACAGGGGAGAACAGCACUUCCCUGUGUCUAGCAACCAGGCAGGGCUAUGUCUGCCAUCCGUGGCCAUUUGCAAAGACCCCAAACACCCCUGUUCCCUUUUGCCCCCAUGAAUAUCUAUUCUCACUCAUGCACGGGCAAACAUAACACACGCGCACCUCGUGAGACCUGGGAUCUGGCCUAGCCCCCACAGUUCCCAAGUCAAACAACCACGUCAUGCCACGGUGCUUGCUCAGGGGAAUCCACGCUCCCUCUGCUAACCUACUAGGGCUUGGGAGCCUCCACUGAGCCCCCACUGAGCCCACGGAAAUUCUUGCUGGCUGCCCUCCCCCCCCAAAGGGGGCCUUCCUAGCUUGGAAGAGUUCAGAGCUGACUGCUGCCUCCUGCCAUGACAGAGCUUCAGGGGCUCCAGGGCUGGGAGGGUAGAGUGAGGGGUGGGCUCUCCUCUCCACCCCUGCCACACUCCCCUUUUCACUGUUGCUUUCUAUGUAGAGCUCCCUAGAUCUUUCACUUUUUUUUUUUUUAAUAAAAAUGCGUUUUGUGUAGAAAAUAAGGAACGUGGAUCUUUUUAUUUUCCAGUCCUGGGCCAGCUAGAUACCGGGAGCUAAUUGACCUUUUAACCUUUUUCAGUGGCCAUCUUUUGGUUAUCAAUGUACAUAGAAAUAUGUAAAUUAGAUUAAAUUUCUCUUCUGGAAAUUCCCCCCCCCCAAAAAAAGACAGGGUUUCUUUG